AUGUGACAUACUCCCUCCUCCUGCUGCUGCUGAAUCAGUACGCCGGGUCUGCAGCCCCCCGCCUCAUUCAGUGUGUGUGCUCAGGUUAGGAGGGGGACAUCCAGCAUGUUGGACAACGAGGACUUCGUGUCGAACACUUCCCCGCGGGAGCUCACUCAGAACCCGCUCCAGAAGAUCUGGAUGCCGUGUAAAAACGGCCACAUAGCGCAGAGACGGGUCUGUAUGACCAAUUGUCCGACGCUCAUUGUGACUGUGGGACUUCCAGCCCGAGGGAAGACUUACAUUUCGAAGAAGCUCACACGCUACUUGAACUGGAUCGGUGUGCCAACCAGAGAGUUCAACGUCGGCCAGUAUCGGAGGGAGUGUCUGAAGAUCUACAAGUCCUUUGAGUUCUUCCGUCCGGAUAAUGAAGAAGGUUUAAAAAUCAGACGUCACUGUGCGAUGGCAGCUCUCAAUGAUGUUCGGCAGUACCUGUGUGUUGAAGGAGGGCAGGUGGCGGUCUUUGAUGCCACCAAUACAACAAGAGAAAGAAGAGGAACCAUCGUGAAGUUCGCUGAUCAGAACGGGUUCAAGGUGUUUUUUGUGGAGUCUGUGUGUGAGGACCCAGAUGUCAUUGCACAAAAUAUAGUGCAAGUGAAGUUGGGAAGCCCAGACUACAUUCACUGCAACACAGAGGAGGCCGUCGAGGAUUUCAUGGAGAGAAUCAAAUGUUACGAGUCGUCCUACCAGCCUCUGGACGAGGUUCUGGACAGGGACCUGUCCUACAUAAAGAUCAUUGACGUGGGCCGUCAAUACCUGGUGAACCGUGUUGCCGAUCACAUCCAGAGUCGAAUCGUCUACUACCUGAUGAACAUCCACAUUACGCCACGCUCCAUCUACCUGUGUCGUCACGGCGAGAGUGACCUCAACAUCAAGGGACGCAUCGGAGGAGACUCUGGUUUGUCUAACAGAGGGAAAGAGUUUGCCAGGAGUCUGCGGAAAUUCCUCCAGGAGCAGAAUAUCCAAGAACUGAAGGUGUGGACCAGCCAGAUGAAGAGGACAAUCCAGACCGCAGAGUGCCUUGGAGUGCCAUACGAACAGUGGAAGCCUCUCAACGAAAUAGAUGCUGGCGUGUGUGAGGAAAUGAAGUACGAAGAGAUUCAAGAGCAUUACCCCCUGGAGUUCGCACUGAGAGACCAAGACAAGUACCGCUACCGCUAUCCUAAAGGAGAGUCGUAUGAAGACCUGGUGCAGCGACUGGAGCCGGUGAUCAUGGAGUUGGAGAGACAAGAGAACAUUCUGGUGAUUUGUCACCAAGCAGUGAUGCGCUGUCUUCUCGCAUAUUUCCUGGACAAGUCUGCAGAUGAGUUGCCUUAUCUUAAGUGCCCUUUGCACUCUGUAUUAAAGUUGACCCCCAUGGCUUACGGAUGUAAAGUGGAGUCUGUCUAUUUAAGCGUGGACGCUGUGAACACCCACAGAGACAGACCAGAGAAUGUGACGGUGCUCCGCAGCACCGAAGACGCCCUGCUAACAGUCCCAGAUCACUUCUGAUCUCCUGCACUUCCUGUUACAGCUGAGACCUCGUCCGACAGCGUCAUUGUAACGGUGUUGCUCCCCAUCUGUCACUGAUCCGGAGAAAUGAGCAUCUCCCCAGACUUCAACUAUAAAGCACUUUGAGUAAAUACGAUCCAUUUUUAUACAUCUGUUUGUUGUGAACUGUAAUGGUCCUGUAGCUCGAAAAAACGCCAAUAUUUUUUUAUAUGUAGUUUAGUUGUCCUUGUAAUAGUCUUUUCUCGUGGAUUAUAUUUAACAUCUACUGUGUAUUGGGCUCUUUGUAUAUCACCAGGUGCUUUCUGUGUUUGUGAUGUUUUUCCUUGUAUGAAGAACAUGUACCAUGACCCCCAAAACACCUUUGAUCAAUGUCCUUAAUCCCUGAAGACACAAACGAAUAUUUACAUUUUUGUAAAAGAAGAACAUCUUUUUCCUGGCUAUCAAUUUAUAGUUUAAAAAAGAACCAGCUCGUGUGAUGGGUUUGCCUACUUUGACUUCAGAUGGUAAAAAACAUUCCAAAGGUGCAAAAAAAAAAGAGUCACCUUAAAAAGUGGAACUAGCAUUAUAAAUGCAACCUUUUUCUGUCAAAUGUGCAGUGAACAGUCCAUUUGUUAAGUAUAAACCUUUUUGUUGCACUCUUACGCGGAUAUAUAGAUUUCCCCCUCAUCAAUAAACACUCAAUUCCCCAUUAUGACAAAGCAAAAAUAGACUGACAUUUUUGUAGAUUUGGAAAAACUCAAAUAUUUCAUUGACAGAAGUAGUCAGACAUUUUGCUAUGACACGUGAAGUUAAGCUCCUUUAGCAUCUCCUUCAACCGUUGCUUGUCAGAUGUGAGAAGAGGAGUGUGUGUGCAUGUAAUGGCUUUGGCUUUGUACUUAUAUAGCGCUUUUCUAGUCUUGAUGACCACUCAAAGCGCUUUACAGUACAGCUUUACAUUCACCCUUUCACACACACAUUCAUACAUUGCAUCUAUUCACAGCACUUUGUUAUUCUAUGGGAGGCCAUUCGAGGUUCAGCAUCUUGCCCAAGGACACUUCGGCAUGCAGUUGGGUCAGACUGGGGAUCGAACUGCCGACCUUCAGGUUGGAGGACGACCACUCUACCCCUCAGCCACAGCCGCCCAAACAAUUUAAUUGACAAAUGAUAGAAUCAAAUCAAGGUGUAGAAACAUAUCACAUGGAACACUAAAUGGGAAAUUUCGGUUUUUACUUUUUAGUACAUUUGAAAACCUUAAAAUUGAGUCAAGAUUGAAGCAAGAAAAUGUUUUUUUAUUCAGCAUGAGGCUGGGCAAGACAAAAUAUGUAGUGAAGGAGUAGUGCACUUUCUGAAUGCCCUGCAGCUCCUGCUCUGUAAUUCAAACAGACUUCAGAAAAAGGAACCUUAUUAGGUUUUAGUCUUUAAGAAAUGAAGUAAAAGUGUGACACUUAACACUGCAUCACUGAUAAUAUAUAAUAAUUCUAUCAUUCAAUCAAGAACCUGGUUGUAUUUGGAUUAUAAAAUAAGGUACAGUAUAAACUGUACAUGCACGUUUGAUUGAUGUAAGUUGUGUGUGAAAAUAAUAUGUAUUAUAUUUGUCUUUUUUGAAAACUGUACACUUUCUGUAAUAUUUUACAUUUGAUAUUGUAUAUAACAGAAAAUUAUUCUCAAUGCCUUGUUUGUGGUCAGACGUCACGAUCUCAAUAAACCAGUGAUGUUUAUGGAGAGAGACAGAGCUGCUGUUCAUAAAACCACAACAGAUUAAAAAAAGAAAUCACCAAAAUACAAAGAAUAAUGUUUUUAUUUA
This is a messenger RNA of Pleuronectes platessa (European plaice), 3313 nucleotides long. It is a transcript of the gene pfkfb4b, whose product is annotated as 6-phosphofructo-2-kinase/fructose-2,6-biphosphatase 4b. Gene Ontology annotation, biological process: fructose 2,6-bisphosphate metabolic process; fructose metabolic process. Lineage: Eukaryota; Metazoa; Chordata; Actinopteri; Pleuronectiformes; Pleuronectidae. Gene Ontology annotation, molecular function: ATP binding; 6-phosphofructo-2-kinase activity; fructose-2,6-bisphosphate 2-phosphatase activity. The coding region runs from base 106 to 1530 and encodes 474 amino acids. The record is from RefSeq and is a predicted model, not a curated record. The transcript is spliced from 14 exons. Gene Ontology annotation, cellular component: cytosol.